ACGCUCUCUCCCUGUCAUACGGCUACUGCGCAUACCUCUCAGAUAAGCUGCACCAGGCUGAGUGUCAGUUACAGAGUACAGGCUCUCUUCCAGGCUUUCUGGCAGCAGUGAAGCAACGCUAUGCCUCUGCCCACCGUCUCCCGACUGUUCAGGAGCGCGCUGAGGACUCAGCUGGUCUCUGUGGCUAAUGUGACGACCAAACCUGCUAAACACACCGUAACUGCAGGGGAGCAGGUAAUCGCUAUGACGGUCCUUUUUGUGGCCAUCUUGGGUCCCUCUGGCUGGGUACUGGCUCACCUGGAGGACUACAAGAAGAAGGAAUAGAAGAAGAGGUGGAAGACCAAACGCUCACAUGAAGACCAGUCAGCACUCUCUUCCCUGUUCUUCACCAGCUGUUGAGAUGACAUGUUGAUCUUCUCUUUCCAAAUGGUUUUUGCACUGACUUGCGAUAAUAUGUUCACAUGUCCGCAUACAAACAUUAUCAAUAAAUGCAUGUUCAGUCCACAGAAAA
Pundamilia nyererei is the source of this 511-nucleotide messenger RNA. It is a transcript of the gene cox8b, whose product is annotated as cytochrome c oxidase subunit 8B. Gene Ontology annotation, cellular component: respiratory chain complex IV; mitochondrion. NCBI's taxonomy places the organism in Eukaryota, Metazoa, Chordata, Actinopteri, Cichliformes, Cichlidae. The record is from RefSeq and is a predicted model, not a curated record. Gene Ontology annotation, biological process: mitochondrial electron transport, cytochrome c to oxygen. Bases 121 to 324 code for a protein of 67 amino acids. The transcript has 2 exons.